Dentiscutata heterogama is the source of this 860-nucleotide messenger RNA. The record is from the annotation of a GenBank genome assembly. NCBI's taxonomy places the organism in Eukaryota, Fungi, Glomeromycota, Glomeromycetes, Diversisporales, Gigasporaceae.
GAUGGCUCUCAUUAAAUUUAACAUCUGAAUAUCGCCGAUUCGCUUCAACAUUUACAUGGGCAUGUGCACAAGGAUAUAUCAAUCUUAAUACACUUGUUUCUGCUGCGAAUAAUUUACGAUAUAGUAUUUGUAAUAUAAUUAUUAGUGAAAACACAAAUGCAACAUCAAUUCCGGGAGCAUGUGUUGAUCAAGAAAAUGGAUAUACAUUACCGCCAAUAGGAUCAAAUGCUAGUCUUACAUUUGGAUCCAACUUUCCUACAAAUUCAUCGCAACCUGUUGUAAAUCCGAACGGGUUAGAUUCAUAUGCACAUAUAAUUGGUAUUCCUGUAGAAGACCUUCCUUUUACGUCAAUGAUUGGAUUUUUAGUAGUUAACGCUGUCGCAAUUGUGUUGGUUCUUUUGAGUGCUGGUUUAGCAAUUAUAGUGAUAAAAUAUCGACAAAAUGCACCAGAAUACUUGAAAACAUUAAGAGAUAAUGUUCAUAUAUUUUUGUUCGUUGGUGCAGUACAAGUCAGCGGAGAAGCGCAACUUGGAGGCCUUUUUUUAAUCGAAUUUUUUUACUUUAUUAUGCUAAUUAAUCAUAACCCAUAUGCCGAUAAUAUAUUCGGAAAUUAUUUAAACAUAUUUCUUUCAAUUUCUAGAAUUAUUGUUGUUCUCCUUUUAGUUCCAUUUGUAAAGAGUCUUAGUAUUAUUGUUCCACCAAGUAUUUUAAAAAUCUUUUCACUUACAUUAAUUAUUUUACAAACAGUUAUCUUGGGCGCACUUGGAAUAAUGAUCCUUUCAAAAUUAUGCAAAAUGCUUAUUAAAUCUUUUCAAAGGAGUAGUUGUAGAAAAAAAAAGGAUUAUGACGAAGAUGAAUAA